Messenger RNA from Nelumbo nucifera (sacred lotus), 4911 nucleotides. RefSeq names its product HEAT repeat-containing protein (gene ESP4). The record is from RefSeq and is a predicted model, not a curated record. Lineage: Eukaryota; Viridiplantae; Streptophyta; Magnoliopsida; Proteales; Nelumbonaceae.
ACUUAAGCGGUUAUGCCGCUAUUUCGUGGGUUGCGUUAGCAGAAAGGGUUGGCGCUCGGGUACUCUCAACUCUCAAGUUCGAAGUUCGAACAUCCAUCUAAAACUGGAAACAUUCCCGCGAUUCAACCCUCUCACCAUUUUGUAUGUAUCAAUCUGUCUUCCUUCCUCCCCUCAUUUCCGGUUGCUCUGCGACGCACCAGAAGGACUCGAUGUCAGUAGCUGCUAACUGGUAUUAACGUGGUAACUUAAAGAAUUAGGGUUUAUGAGAUGGUGGGGAUGAGGGCGAUGGGUUCCAGAGAGAAGGCCGCGAGUCUCCUUAGUUCGGUCAAGUUCUCCAUGGACAUACCUUCGAAGAUCGAAAACCUGCGCCAAUUAAAGGAGGUUUUGUUGCAGAGAGAUCCUUCUUUGCUGACAGAGUUCGUGCCUUUUCUCGUCGAAUUGCAAACGGACCGGUUCAGCCCCGUUCGCAAGUUUCUUGCGGAGAUGCUUGGUGAAAUCGGGAUGGAGCACRUUGAUUUCUUACCCGAAAUCAUUCCUGUUUUGUUGGCUUUGCUGAAAGAUGAGACACCAGCUGUUGCUCGGCAAGCAAUCUCUAGCGGAAAUGAUUUAUUCCGUAACACUCUUGAAAAGGUUGCGAUUAAGGGUCUCUAUUCAAGUGAAUUGGAUGAUUCACUUGAAUCUUCAUGGGCAUGGAUGCUGAAGUUCAAAGGCACAGUAUACCCAAUGGCAUUUCAGAUCGGAAGUGAUGGGAUUAGAUUGCUAGCAGUGAAGUUUGUUGAGGCGAUGAUUCUUCUUUAUACCUCAGAUCCUAACAGUUCUUCAGAACCACCUCUUCAUCAAGCCUGUGAAGGAAAAAUUGUAGGAUUUGAUAUAUCAUGGUUGCGUGGGGGUCAUCCGGUGCUUAACAUUGGAGACUUAUCAAUUGAAGCCAGUCAAAGCUUGGGAUUAUUGCUUGAUCAGCUUAGGUUCCCCACAGUGAAAUCUCUCAGUAAUUCAAUCAUCAUUGUGGUUAUUAAUAGUCUUUCAGUUAUUGCAAAGAAAAGGCCUGCAUUUUAUGGGCGCAUUUUACCGGUUUUACUUAGUUUGGAUCCAUCAAGGUCUGUUACCAAAGGGGUGCUGAUUUCUGGUGCAUAUCACGCUCUGAAGAAUGCUUUCCUCUCUUGCUUGAAAUGUACACACCCUGGUGCUGUGCCGUGGCGGGAUCGUCUGGUUAGUGCCCUUAAAGAAAUGAAGGCAGGAGAAUUGGCAGAAGAAGCUCUUCAACAAGUUAGAAAGCUUAGUGGACAUACAGAAGAUUGGACAUGUGAGUCGUAUCCCAUCAAGGAAGAGAAGCCUUUAAUGAAAGCAUGUGAUGCAGCACUGAUAGAUCCGGGGAGGAAAAGACCCAUUAUUCAAGAUAUCAGUGAUAUGGUAAAAGAUGAAGAAGCAUCUGGCAAACGAGCCAGACCAACACCUACUGUCUCGGAGGAGUCCACUAAAGAGCCACAGAAGAAAUCUGAUUUAAACCAGGAUGACAAUCCUUCGAUUGGAUCAAGGGCUUCCACUGGAGAUGGACUUACGGGACCUGUGCAGCAACUUGUUGCUAUGUUUGGUGCCUUGGUUGCACAAGGAGAAAAGGCUGUUGGAUCCUUGGAGAUACUUAUUUCAAGCAUCUCUGCCGAUUUGCUAGCUGAAGUAGUAAUGGCUAAUAUGUGUCAUCUUCCGUCAACUUGUCCAAAAGCUGAUGGGGAUGAUGAGCCUGUGAUAAACAUUGGCUCUGUCUUAAGCAUGGUUGGUGGAAAUACCUCACUCUUACAGCCAUCAUUGUCAGAUGCUUUUUCACUUUCUAGUGCAUUACCGAAGAUUGCAUCACUGUUAAAUGCUCAACCAUCAAUAUCACUUGAUGUAGUGAAACCUCAAUGGGAGGAUGAACAUCAAACAGAUGCUAUAACUGAUAGUGCUUCGUUAUGUGUAGUAAAUGAUGUGACUGAAGCAUCAACUCCAAUUAGUGAAUCGGUUUCUUCUGAUGUUGUAGUUCCAUCUGGAGUGGAGAAGAGCAGUUCAACUAUUCUUUCAGUGAUACAUGAUAUGGGGAAUCUGGAUGGUGAGAUACCUGGUCUAGAUUCUGCCACCCGUAGUGAUGUGCCUGAAACACUAGAUGCUUCUCAUCUGUCCUCCACUGACUUACUAAGUGCAGAUCAAGAGCAAGUUACAAGUUCUGAUAGAAUGCCCAUUAUGGAUAAUCCUUUGUCUGGUUGCAUUCCAACUGGGUCUGAGGAACUAAGCCCAAAAGUGGCCAUUGCAGAUUCCAAUAGUAGCAUAAUUCAUGCAACAGCAACUUCUGUGAGUUUGCCUAACCAUUAUGUUCUUCCUAAGAUGGCUGCACCUGUAGUCAUCCUUACUGAUGAACAGAAGGAUCAUCUGCAAAAAUCUGCAUUUUUGCGCAUUAUUGAAGCUUACAAACAAACAACAGUAUCGGGAGGAUCACAAAUCCGCUUUUCUUUGCUUGCUUAUUUGGGUGUAGAGUUUCCUUUGGAGUUAGACCCAUGGAAACUUAUUCAGAAGCAUAUAUUGUCAGAUUAUACGAACCAUGAGGGGCACGAGUUGACGUUACGCGUCCUAUACAGGUUAUUUAGUGAAGCAGAGCAGGAACAUGACUUCUUCUCUUCUACUACUGCUACCUCAGUAUAUGAGACAUUUCUUUUGACUGUGGCUGAAACACUCCGAGACUCAUUUCCAGCUUCCGAUAAAUCAUUAAGUAGGUUGCUUGGUGAAGUUCCUUACCUUCCAAAGACAACUCUUAAAUUGUUAGAGUGCUUAUGCUCACCUGGAAGCAACGAAAAAAUUGACACGGAACUACAGAGUGGUGAUCGAGUUACUCAAGGCCUCAGUGCUGUAUGGAAUCUGAUUUUAUUAAGACCUCCCAUUCGAGAUGUCUGCUUGAAGAUUGCUUUACAGAGUGCAGUUCAUCCUUUGGAAGAAGUAAGGAUGAAGGCAAUACGUCUGGUAGCUAACAAACUUUAUCCUAUAUCAUCAAUUGCUCAACAAAUAGAAGACUUUGCUAAGGAAAUGCUGCGCUCAGUAACAAAUGGUGUUAAUGUUUUGGAAGGAACAGAUGCAGAAGGAUUGCCUAGUGAAGUGCAAAAGGAUGCUGAUUUGGAGAAACCUGUGAAUGAGCAGCCUUCAGUCAGUGCCACUACUAAAGAAAUUUCCUCCGAUACUCAUCAAUCAAGCACAACUGAAAGUAUUCCAUCCUCAAUAUCUGAGGCACAACGAUGCAUGUCCUUGUAUUUUGCCCUUUGUACAAAGAAGCAUUCACUUUUUCGGCAAAUUUUUGUAAUAUAUAAAAGCACACCAAAGGCAGUAAAGCAGGCAGUUCAUCGGCAUAUUCCAAUACUAGUUCGUACUAUAGGUUCUUCACCUGAGCUUCUUGGCAUCAUUUCAGAUCCACCAGCUGGAUGUGAGAGCCUCUUAAUGCAGGUUAUACGUACUCUAACGGAUGGUGCAAUUCCUUCACCAGAACUUAUACUUACUAUAAGAAGAUUGUAUGAAUCAAAACUGAAGGAUGCGGAAAUUCUCAUUCCAGUGUUGUCAUUUCUGUCAAAGGAUGAGGUUCAAUCAAUAUUCCCCCAACUUGUGAAUCUUCCACUGGAUAAAUUUCAAGCAGCACUUGCUCGUAUUCUCCAGGGAUCACCUCAUUCUGGUCCAGCCCUUUCUCCUGCUGAAGUGUUAAUUGCAAUCCAUGGGAUUGAUCCUGAGAGAGAUGGAAUAAUCCUGAAGAAGGUAACAGAUGCAUGCAAUGCUUGUUUUGAACAACGGCAAGUAUUUACCCAACAAGUUCUUGCAAAGGUUUUGAAUCAGUUGGUUGAGCAGAUUCCUCUCCCCUUGCUGUUCAUGCGUACUGUCUUACAGACAAUUGGUGCAUUUCCAGCUCUGGUAGACUUUAUAAUGGAGAUACUCUCUCGCCUUGUAAACAAGCAGAUAUGGAAAUACCCAAAGCUAUGGGUAGGAUUCUUGAAGUGCGCUCACCUGACACAGCCUCAAUCAUUCACUGUGUUGCUUCAGUUACCAGCAGCGCAGCUUGAAAAUGCUCUAAAUAGAACCGCAGCACUGAAGCCUCCUUUAAUUGCUCAUGCUAGCCAGCCGAACAUCCGUUCCUCUCUACCCAGGUCAACAUUGGCAGUCCUGGGAAUUGCACCUGAUUCACAGACUUCAAAUCAAUCACAGGCAACUCAAGGUCAGACAGUGGAUACAAGCAACUCUGGCACUGAGGUGACAGCAGAAAAAACUAGAGAAUCUUCUACUGGCAGUUGAACCUUGGUAAUGUAGGAAUAGAGUUCUGCUUGCUAGAAAACUGAUUUGUUGGUUUUGGCAAAGAGUAACACCUCUCUCUCUCUCUCUCUCUCUCUCAAGAUGAACAUGUUAGAAUUUAGAAAUAUGGUAUCACUGAGCCUACUGAAGAGCCAAGGUUAGGAUGGCCAAGAUAGCAGGGAGUCGACAUAGAUCCACUUUGCCAAAACUGGUAUAUGGAGGAAAAGAAGAAAUCGAUUGUUGUCGGGUUGAGCUUUGCACUGAUUGCCACAGCAGAAAGAGAUCCACUUGUAAAGGGAAUAUCUAUCAAAAGAAUGUAAAAUGUAUAUUAUGAUGGCUUCUUCCCUGUAAAUGAAAUUAUUUAAUCCGUGCCUCUUUCACUCCUUGUAUUUGUAGCAACUAGGAAGUAAUUUUUCAUGCAUGAGAAAAAUACAGCCUAUUCCAUUCAGGUGGCCUUUAUCAACUCACUGGGGCGUUUUGAUUGGUCAAAGCCGUUCCCGUAUCAUGUCUUUUUUCCAGCCGGCAGCAUAGAUUUUUCCUGGAAAUAGACAUCAAUAAUGGAAUAGGCUAACGGGUUGUACUUUCUAAGAUUUAUUUUAUUAUUAUUUUUUUUUCUAUGCA